UAAAACACCGCGUGUAGGAAGGCAAUUAUUUGUUGAACAUUUUGGUUGUCUCUAUUAAAAAAGGGAAAAAGGAACGGUGCGGGAUAUUAACGAAACCACCGUAAAACAAGAGACGAGUUUGUGGAACAGUGGCAUUGGAUUCCGCAGAUGAAUGUCUUUUGAAACCACACCCACCUAACCUUCGACUUCUUGCUACUCACACCACUUUCUACACAUUUACUCCCAAACACUUUCUCUUCCAAAUGGCCGACAGUGGUUCCAACCCUACCCCUUCUCCUCCUCCACCGCCCGCUGACACCGCUCCACCGCCACAACAACUUGAUUUGCCCACUGCCUUAGCUGCAGAACCCGAACCCGAACCCGAACCCAAACCCAAACCCCCUGUUACUGACAACAAGGAGCCCGAUAACACUUGCGAGGAGGAUGUGGUAGUGGUUGAAGAGAAAGAGAAAGAAGAAGAAAAAGAGGAGCGGAAGAUUCCGCAAAGCUUAGAGUCGUUCAAGGAGGAGAGCAAUAGGGUUUGUGAUCUGUCGGAAUCGGAGAGAAAGAGUGUGGAGGAGCUGAAGGAGAUGCUGAGGGAGGAGCUGAAAGCGGAAGGAGAAGUUUCGAUUUGGGGUGUUCCUCUGCUGAAGGACGAAAGAACCGAUGUGAUUCUUCUGAAGUUUCUGAGAGCCCGAGAGUUCAGAGUGAAGGACGCUCUUUUCAUGAUCAAGAACACUCUCCGCUGGAGGAAGGACUUCAACAUGGACGCUCUCUUAGAUGAAGAUCUGGGUGAUGAUUUGGAUAAGGUUGUGUUCAUGCACGGACAUUCCAGACAGGAGCACCCUGUCUGUUACAACGUCUAUGGAGAGUUCCAGAACAAGGACCUUUAUCGCAAGGCAUUCUCCACGGAACAAGCUCGCACCAACUUUCUCCGUUGGAGGAUUCAGUUCUUGGAGAGGAGCAUUAGAAAGCUGGACUUCUCUCCCGGAGGCAUUAACACCAUUUUCCAAGUGAAUGAUCUUAAAAAUUCUCCAGGCCCUGCCAAACGCGAACUUCGCCUUGCCACCAAACAAGCCUUGCAGUUGCUUCAGGACAAUUAUCCCGAAUUUGUUGCCAAACAGGUUUUUAUCAAUGUUCCCUGGUGGUACCUUGCUUUCUACACCAUGCUCAAUCCCUUCCUCACUCAGAGGACCAAAAGCAAAUUUGUCUUUGCAGGCCCUUCCAAGUCUCCCGAUACUCUUUUCAAGUACAUUUCUCCGGAGCAAGUGCCGAUUCAGUAUGGUGGCCUCAGUGUAGACUUUUGUGACUGCAACCCAGAUUUCAGUGUGUCUGAUCCUGUCACGGAAAUUCCCAUCAAGCCAACCACAAAGCAAACUGUGGAAAUUGCUAUUUAUGAGAAAUGCAUUAUUGUUUGGGAGCUGCGGGUGGUGGGCUGGGAGGUCAGUUAUGGUGCUGAGUUCAAGCCCGAUGCUACAGAUGGAUAUACUGUUAUCAUACAGAAGGCUGCCAAGAUGUCACCCACCGAUGAACCCGUGGUUUCCAAUAGCUUUAAAGUUGGUGAACUAGGCAAAUUAUUGCUCACUGUCGACAAUCCUACCACCAAGAAAAAGAGGCUUCUUUACAGGUUCAAGAUCAAACCUUAUUCUGAUUGAGGCAAAAUCAUCUCCUGUCCUCUCUGGUGAUUUUCGGUACACGAAGGAAAUUGAACCUGAAGAGUAAGAAUUAUGCAUGUCAUCAUUUGUUCAGUCCAUUCUUCAUCUGUAAUUUUGGUCCUGAGUUGUUUGCAGAUUGGCUUUCUCUGUCUUUGUUGUAUUCAUUACUUUUAUUGCUAGACAAACAUGUUAGCUGGCUAGUCUAAAUUGGUCGUUUAUUUUCUGGUGAUGGGCAAUGCCGGGGAAGAGUGUAGGAUGUGUAAUUGGAAUUGGAGUUGGUUUAUGGGAUUAUAUGUAUUACCAACAUUUUGUGUCACUUUAAUGGUCAAACCAACGUAUAGAAAGCCUGGUUAAGAGAAGUUUCCAUGUAAAAUUUUUGUUAUUGUACUUAUCCAGCCUGCAGUUUGGUUUAAUUAUAAGCAUUUUGAAUGUCAUAGAUAUGUAAUAUAAGAGUUGUAUGCUUGAUUUCUCACUUUCUUUCUUGACAAAAUUUACUAGUUUAAACUGGUUGUACAAGUUCUUUUAGAUUUGGCUUCUAAUUUCCAAGUUAGGGGAAAGGUUCUAAGGAAGCUAGUCCCCUUUUGAAUGAUAUUUUUGAGGAUUUGAAUGUAUAUUGCGAUUUCAUUG
Abrus precatorius (Indian licorice) is the source of this 2261-nucleotide messenger RNA. Its product is annotated as patellin-3. Gene Ontology annotation, molecular function: lipid binding. The transcript is spliced from 3 exons. The coding region runs from base 243 to 1634 and encodes 463 amino acids. Lineage: Eukaryota; Viridiplantae; Streptophyta; Magnoliopsida; Fabales; Fabaceae. The record is from RefSeq and is a predicted model, not a curated record.